UGUUCCCCUAUCACAAAUCCGUUUUUUAACACUUUUGUCUUGUUGAAAAUUUGUCGCCACGUAAAAAGUGGUCCGAUUUAGCUUUUGAAAUUCCUGACACACAACUAGCAGUCCCAUCAUGGCACCCCAACAGAAGGGCAAACAGGCCACGAAAGGCGCCAAGCAAAUCGUGGAGGAAAACAAGACGACACUGGCUUUCUACCGCAACAUGGCCAUUGGAUGCAGUGCACCCGCUCUGCUCCUCAGUUUCCUGGUCUUUGAAGUGACCAAGACCUCAGUGUUCAUGCACAUCCUGGCAGUGCUGAUCCUUGGCAGCUCCUAUCAGUUUAUGGCUUUUAUGUCACGGGCGAAAUACUCGGAAAGCGGGGCUCUUGUGGACUCCGGCAACGAUCUGAACAUGGAGGGCGGCAUUGCGGAAAACGUCAAGGACCUCAUAAUCCUCACCUCCGGCACCCUGCUGCUGGCCCUCAUCUCAAACUACUUCUGGCUGGUGCUGCUACUGGCGCCAGUCCGUGCCGGUUGGAUGCUCUGGGGCACCGUCAUCCAGCCCUGGCUCUCACAGCGAAACGCCCAGGAGGAGAAUCCCGAGGUGGACGAGAAAAAGCAGAAGAAGAUGGAGCGCAAGAUGCGACGCAUGAGAUAGGAGGAGCGCCUUUCCAAGAUGCUCUAGUGGUUAAGGGGUUCCUGGUUCUAAUGAGAUUCUACGCUUAGUUGUGUGUGCGUUUCCCAAUUGUUAAAUGUUCAGCAAAUUAAACUGCUCGAGACAAAAGACAAUUCACGGGUUUAGUUUAGUCAAAGCAUUUGUGCGGUUUAAUUGCGGUGAAUUUUCCAAGACGACAGGCUCUGCGAGGGAAAUUGCAUUUCCCAAUAGGGCGCCCACGCCUAAUUUUUGUGCAUUGUAAAUAUGUUCGUGUAAUUGUUUAUAAAUAAAUGUGCUUCAGUGCAGCAGGAA
This is a messenger RNA of Drosophila elegans, 952 nucleotides long. Its product is annotated as transmembrane protein 208. Gene Ontology annotation, cellular component: intracellular membrane-bounded organelle. Gene Ontology annotation, biological process: vacuolar protein processing. Lineage: Eukaryota; Metazoa; Arthropoda; Insecta; Diptera; Drosophilidae. The record is from RefSeq and is a predicted model, not a curated record. The transcript has 4 exons. The coding region runs from base 119 to 643 and encodes 174 amino acids.